GCCCGCGCCGCCUGCAGCCCUGUCGCCUCGCCUUAUUCGUCCCUAGCCGGCAGCCCACCGCAAAACUCCGCCUCAAGACGACAUCACUCUCGCACGUUACGCGUAUCCCCGCCCACUGUGGACAAGUCUUGGGCCAAUCUCCGUCACGUGCCUUGCCGCAGACCCUGGGCUGCUGAGCGGACCCGCGUAGCCUGAAUACAUUGAAUAUUCCUACCCUGGCCAGUGCGGACUACACCCAGAAGAUGCCUCAGCAGUUAGACUCCAAGGUUGCUGCGAUUAUAGACCGCGCCAAGGGCGACGAGUCAGACGAAGAUGCCCUCAUAGCGGAGCUGGAAAAUGAUUCCGAGUUAGACGCCUUCCGCGAGCAGCGCCGCCAGCAGCUGCACGCAGAGUUUGAGCGAGCCCAGCAGCUGCGCAAUAGAGCGCACGGGACCUACGCCGAAGUCAAGGACGAGAAGCAGCUGAUGGACAUCACCACGUCGACCAAGCUCUGCGUCGUGCACUUCUUCAAGUCAGACUUCCACCGCUGCAGCAUCAUGGACACCCAUCUCGAGGCCCUUGCACCAGCCCACUACGAAGCCCGCAUCCUCAGGAUCAACGUCGACAACUGUCCGUUCCUCGUCACGAAGCUCAAGAUCCAGGUGUUGCCUUGUGUCAUUGCUUUCAUAGACGGCAUCGGAGCGGACAGGAUCAUUGGCUUCGAGGGUCUCGGACGCACACCCGACAAUUUCACCACGAGAGACCUCGAGGCUAGGCUGCUUCGUGCAGGUGUUUUCGAAAGACAGAAGGUCACCAAAGAAGACGAGAGGCAGGCGCCCCGGAGAACCAGGGCAGCACAGGAGGACGAGAAUGACGAUGACUGGGACUGAGCGAAUUGCACUCUGAUUCUACUGCAUAACUGCUAUGUACGCCUAGAUAUAUGCAUGUGCAUAUAUCGUACUUGGCUGCGCAACAGAUCCGCCUCGGCGAGUCUGGUGCAGCUCGAGACAAUAGCAGAGCGCCACGGCUGUUCACGAAAGUCUCACAAAUACCCUUUUCCACUGAGCCCGAAUAAAGGAGGCGGCAUCUUCACGAUCAUGAUGCAAUCGUUCUACCUCGCGCAUACCAAAUGAAAUAGGCAUUGUGAGCGAUACGCGAAUCGGCUCCAGCUUUGCUACAUAGACAUAGACUCACUUGGUGAGU
Molecule: messenger RNA, 1182 nt
Organism: Paraphaeosphaeria sporulosa
Lineage: Eukaryota; Fungi; Ascomycota; Dothideomycetes; Pleosporales; Didymosphaeriaceae
Product: thioredoxin-like protein
Exons: 1
Coding region: 243-869 (208 amino acids)
Cellular component (GO): cytoplasm
Source: RefSeq, a predicted model, not a curated record